AAGUCAGUAUUUGGUACGUUUGUUACCGCUCUAGACCACAGAGCUCUACUCUAGACAUUGUCGCUUGCGCUGCGACCAAGUGAACACGCAUUUCAGUUCGCAUAGAAACGUUUCGAUUUACGCGCGUGUAUAUCAAUAUUUAAAAAAAAACGUUGUUAUAAACGGGAUUGUUCAUUUGUUUGUAUUUACAAGUUAUAAAAAAAGCCACAAUGAACGCGAUGGAGAUGAAAGUGUCAGACGUCAGUAUGCAUCAUCACGAUCAUGACCAUGACCACGGGCACGGCGACGGCUGCAUGUCAUCACAUGCUAUGACGUUCCACGUUGGUGUAUGUCAGGAAAUCCUUUUUAAUGGCUGGAAGACGACAACGGGACUGGAACUCUUCGGGUCCGCGGUUGCAAUUUUCCUCGCAGGGGUCUUGUAUGAGGGUCUCAAGUACUACAGAGAGGCCUUACAUACUAAAGCAACUACAGCAACUGGGGACUCGCAAGUUAAUAUUACUAAGAACGAAUGCGGUAACCAGGGAUCUUGUGGCGGUACUGCUGUUGUCAAAUAUUCAAUGCUGUCAAUUGGUCACAUAAUCCAGACUUUACUACACUUCGUGCAAUCGACAGCAUCCUACGUCCUGAUGUUGGUGUUCAUGACGUACAACGUGUGGCUCUGUCUCGCGCUAGUACUGGGCCUGGCUGUCGGAUACUUCUUCUUCGGCUGGAGGAAGACAACAGUCGUUGACGUCACAGAACAUUGCCAAUGAUUUGAUUAUAAGGACUGGAUUAAUUGAUAAAAUGCAAAACAUUUGAGUAACUGAUUUUAAAAACAUGACUUUAAUAAAACAAUCUGUAUUAUCAAAAGUCUAGUGUUAUUGCACUAUACAUUUUAUUAGUUUUAUAAAAUUGAUCCAGUCCCGUUUCAAAUUGUAACAGUAUUUUGAAGCUAAUUUACCUUAAAAAUGACCAAUUUAUCUACAUGUGGCGCCACUGUCGACAAUGUUAACUGUAUUAUCGACAGUGGCGCCGUCAACAAUGGCUUGCCACGACUGUAGUUAUAAUUUUCAACACAUUGAAGAUGAAUUGGUCAAAUAAUAAGUAACGAUUUAAUGUUUGAGAAAUAAUGCAUUGAAUUAAUGAAGCCAUACAUAGUACAGAUAUUUUACUCUUGCCAGUUAACGAAUGUUUUAUUAAAAUUAUCAUGGAAACGUGUUCGGAGAAACCAACGGCUAGGAAUCACUAUUUAGCGAAUUAUCAUAUUAAGUUUGUGAAAGACAAGAAACUAAACAUAAAUACUACGGAAUAUUUUAAGUACUUUUCAUUCAGUUUAAUGUAACUUAAGUGCCAAAACGUAUCAAGGUAAAUGGCCAUGACAGUGUCUUCCGUUUUAUAAUUGUUUUUAAACUAUGUAAGAAGAAAACUUGUUAUUGUUAACAGUAUUUAUAGCCUGACCAGAAAGAUAGAAACCCUCGCUAUGUUGCGGAAAAUUAUGGAACUAAUAUCUUUGCUUGAACGGAGCAAUCCCAGAUCAUGGUUUUCAAUUUGGUUAGGCAAAGUUUUUGUAAAAGAGAGUUAUAUAAUCUUACUACUUAUGUAUUGUUUAUUCCAUUAUCUUAAUAUUUUAAGCAUGAUAAUAGUUUUCUUAAUAUAAGAAUUGAAUGAACUAUGUUGACUUUUAGUAUUAUAUAGAAAAAGAACCAAUUUUAAGACAUGUCUACGUGUAAUUAGGUAAAAAUUGUUACGACAAAGUCAAGACAAGACUAGUAUAUUGCCUAAAAAUGUGAAAAUUACUUUUCAUUGUAUUCAAAUGGACCGAUUUUUAUAUAUUUACAAACAUUAUAAAUAAAAUCGAAAGCAAUAUUUAAAAUACUUAUUAUAUAUUUUUUUAAUAUACAUUGAUUUAUUGAUAUUGUUUGUUAUUUUUUAUUUUGUGAUAUUAAGCAAAGUGGUUUAUAGUUUUAAAUUGUACUAUCGCAAA
This is a messenger RNA of Papilio polytes (common Mormon), 1963 nucleotides long. Its product is annotated as high affinity copper uptake protein 1-like. The record is from RefSeq and is a predicted model, not a curated record. The transcript has 4 exons. Gene Ontology annotation, molecular function: copper ion transmembrane transporter activity. NCBI's taxonomy places the organism in Eukaryota, Metazoa, Arthropoda, Insecta, Lepidoptera, Papilionidae. Gene Ontology annotation, biological process: copper ion transmembrane transport. The coding region runs from base 210 to 752 and encodes 180 amino acids. Gene Ontology annotation, cellular component: membrane.